AGAAUUUUUAUCCAUGGAGAGACAACAUUGUGAUGAUAAGUCGGUGCAGAAAGAGUCAGGAAAUAUGAACUCCUUGGAAAGAAGGCAACGCCGUAGAUAUAUUUUAUCCGUAAAGAGAGCACACAAGGAACGCAAUGCCAAUUGUGGAAAUAUGAAAACAGAAGGAACUGUCUUUCAAGCUGCUGAAUUAUUAAGUAGUCAAUUGUUUAGUCAUUCAACUCGUACUACUGCUGGUAACGUGGCAGACUUUGAAGUUAGAGAACGACAUACCAUGACAGAAACGAAACUUGGGGAAAUGGAACACCUUCAAGUCGGCUUAUAUGAAUGUGGAGUGACUUACAGUCUUCCAUCAUCAGAGAGAAGUAGUGAAUAUGAUGUAUCUCAUGGAGUUGUUAACCAAAGCACGGAGUCGGAUGCAUCGUUGCAGUGGAUUGACUUUGAUCCUAUCGAGAAAACGUCGGAUGUUGAGGACAAUUUCGUACGCAAUAACAAAAACGAAAGAAAGCUUUCGGAGUCGGUUACCAAGCGUAUGCAAGAAGAGCCAUUUGAAUUGAAUCCUCAAAAUUACUGCUUGGGAACGAAAAGAAAAUUAAAAGAUAUGCAGUAUUUAUCCUCUAGUUCUUGGGAUGAUUUUGAUGAAAGAUCCAACGAUGACUUUUUAAAUACUUUAAAUCAUUAUUUAUUUGCAAUGGAAAAUGAAGACGGUGAUUAUUUUCGAGUGACGGAUACGAAAGAAGAUGAAUUGCAAAACUUUUUAGAGCGAAGUUUUGUUUGAUUUUUUGUAUCGGAUGUUUUGUUUUAUGGCAUUUGUAGAUAUAUUACGCCAUAUCUAUUAUUUUAUAAAACAGAGAAAUCACUU
Messenger RNA from Galdieria sulphuraria, 859 nucleotides. RefSeq lists its product as uncharacterized. Lineage: Eukaryota; Rhodophyta; Bangiophyceae; Galdieriales; Galdieriaceae. Bases 14 to 775 code for a protein of 253 amino acids. The transcript has 2 exons. The record is from RefSeq and is a predicted model, not a curated record.